CGCUUGACGGACACCCUCACCCUAUAUUGGACUACGACGGUCAAGUAUAUGAUGUAGGGGUGGCAUUUGAAGCCGAAGGGUAAUAAAUUAGUAGUUGAGGCACAUGAAUUGGGAAAAUCUGGCAACUAGAUUUGGGAGUUUGGAGGGUGUUCUGUACGACACUUGCGAGGAGAGUGAAAGGAUAUUCCUAGAUUUGGUGGUGCUGUCAAUUGGGACCCCGAGGAAACUACCAUGCAAUUUCCUCCCACGCAAAAGCUUCACGUAAUCACGAGUCCUCUUCUCCUCGCAGCUUCAUUGCAAGUCCCAUCUUGGUUUUAUUCUGAAUUAAGUUUUCUUUUCAGACUAAUUUCAUAGCCUUGCACUCUAUAUAAGCAGGUACAUGCUAUUUAUUUCCAUGAAACAAUCUAUUCUUGUUUUCCAAUGGGGGCGGAAAUAGUUCUCAAACCAGCAAGGUGGUUCUCUAACAGGAGUCUCAGGUUAAGUCUCCAUAGGCGUUCACCCAAGUCCAGCUCGGCGUCAAGCUCUCCUCCCUCCCCUUCGUGUUCCCUUCAGCCGAAAGGUAACGCAAAGGAGGAUGAGCUGAAACAAGUUUUCCGACAUUUUGACAGCGACGGGGAUGGAAAGAUCUCAGCACUAGAGCUUAGAGCCUAUUUUGGAUCCAUUCAAGAAUACAUGUCACACGAAGAGGCUCAAGCAGCGAUCAAUGAUCUGGACACGGACGGUGACAACCUGUUGGACUUUCAGGAUUUUGUGAAGCUGAUGCAAAGGGAAGACGGGAAUCAGGAGGAUCUUAAAAGGGCCUUUGAGAUGUUCGAAUUGGAGAAGGGGUCUGGGUGCAUAACCCCCAAAGGCUUGCAAAGGAUGUUCAAUCGCCUGGGAGAUGAGAAAUCCUACGACGAGUGCGUCGCCAUGAUUCAAGUGUUCGAUAUAGAUGGCAACGGAGUGCUGGAUUUCCAGGAGUUUCAUCAAAUGAUGGCUUAACAUCAUAUUAAAUAAAUCAAAACAUAAAAAGACACCUCAUCAUCGUACCUGUCCUUAUUCGGUAUAGAAUUGAAGAAAAUAGGCUUGCUGUUUUUUGUUGAUUAAGAAGUGUAGUUUGUAAAUAGAAUACGACUGUUGCUUUGCUUGAUAUGUUUGUAAUUAAUCAUGGUUUAUGUGUA
Vitis vinifera (wine grape) is the source of this 1160-nucleotide messenger RNA. RefSeq names its product probable calcium-binding protein CML41. Gene Ontology annotation, molecular function: calcium ion binding; enzyme regulator activity. Bases 421 to 981 code for a protein of 186 amino acids. NCBI's taxonomy places the organism in Eukaryota, Viridiplantae, Streptophyta, Magnoliopsida, Vitales, Vitaceae. The transcript has a single exon. The record is from RefSeq and is a predicted model, not a curated record.